Molecule: messenger RNA, 7659 nt
Organism: Closterium sp. Naga37s-1
Lineage: Eukaryota; Viridiplantae; Streptophyta; Zygnematophyceae; Desmidiales; Closteriaceae
Source: the annotation of a GenBank genome assembly
AUGGAUCGUUUUGCCUCCACUUCGCGCAUCCCUGGGCCGGGUAGCGGCUCGGAGCGAAGCAGCGGAACGAGUGGGGCCGGAAGUAAUUUAACGGCUGGUACGAGUGGAACGAAUGGAGCGAAUGGUAGCGCAGAUGCCAGUAGCGCUAGCGGAAAGCUUAGUCUUAAAAUCAGCACUGCUGCCGCUGAGGGUCUUAGCAGCGGAGCUGCGCGGUCGGCAGCAGCUUCCGGUAAAAACGCUCCUCGAUUUAAGUACAAGCGCACACCGUCACCACGCGCCUUGCGGGACGGCUCCCCCCGAAGCCGCCGCCCCGCUUCCCCUCGACGCGCCUCCCCGAAGGGCCCUCCGCGCACCCUAGGUGCGGCGGAGAAAUGGGCGGCGGCGCUGGCGCAAGAGCGCAUGCAACAGGGAGCGGUUCCCCAUUCGGUUGAUUCUGGGUUUCUUUCGGAGCCCGAGGGUGGGGGAAUGCGCGCAGCGUUGCGUGCAUGGGCGCAUGGGGGAAGCGCUGGCGUUGCAGGCGCAGCCGCAAUCCGCGCAAUGACGGCGCAGCGUUUUGCGACAGAAGCCGCGCAGCUACGCGGAUUGGAGCAGGCGCUGGCGCGAGCGGGCUCCUCUGCGGCGGUCGUCAGCGGGAAUGGCGGAAAAACGUCGGCUACGGGUGAACAAAAGGCCACGGGUUCAAGUGUCACGACUGCAGCGAAAGGCAACAAUCUGAUGACGCAGCUGCUCCAUUCAAGCACACUCGCUUCUAUCACUGCAACAGGCAUGGGAGGGGCAGGUUCGUCGAAUCAAGCGAACCAGCUUUCUAAGCCUGCGGUAGCUACAGUCUACCACCUCCGCGCGCACCCCGCGGGGGCCUCUGCGCUACAGAUCUCCCCGCUCUUCCUUGCGUACCUCGAAGCUUCUAAGAAGCUUCACGGAUACAGCGUGUUCGAGCUCUCGUGUCAGCUAUCAUCCGUCCACCUCUGGCCGCAACCGGCGGCGCAGUUCAAGGGGGUCGCAAUGCGCCUGCUGCACGCAGGGGGAGCUCCGCAACAGCGCUCCGCCGCGCGGCCGGCGGGGGGAAAAGGCGCGGACUGGGAGGCGCUGCAGCGGAGUCCGCUGCUGCAGUUUUACGUUUUCUGCCGCCAGAUGCUGCUCGAUCUCCUCGCUUCCUCUGCCGCUGCACUCGACGUUUGCCCCCUGGCGCGCGCUGAGGCGGCUGACGUGGCUGGUGGGCCAAAUGCGAAUACGAGUGCAAAGGCGGCGUUUUCGGGCAUCGCGCUGUCGUUCGCGCGCAAGCUGUCGGACCUGCGCUGCCUCCAAGCCGCCAUGGGCGUCUGUUCUCGCUGCCGGAAAGUCUCCGCUCCUCGCGGCGAUGCUGCGUGCGUUUGCGCAUCUGACAGCGGGAAUGACGGCGUGUCCCCUCCGCAACUCGCGGAUAAGUGGCUGACGCUCUGCCGUGGACGAGAGGAGGCGGAAGGCCCGGCGAGAAUAGCGGCGGAUGGGGGAGGGGGAAGUAACGGCACAAGCAGGAAAAGCGCGGGACAGGCUGCUAUUGGCUCGUGGGAGAGCGAGGGCGCGGAGAUGUUGGAGGUGGUGGCUCGAGUUAUCACAGCCGUCCGAUCUCAGGAGAUCAUCAGCAAGUUUAAAGAGCGCAUGGCGGAGAUCGACGGGGCGGAGAGCGCAGGCGGAGGGGAAAUGGGUAGUGCCCGAUCGGCGGAGGCGCAGGCGGUAAAAGAGGCGGAAGAGCGCGUGGCGGGAGCGCUGGAGCGCGCAUGGGUGGGGGGGUGGGAGGAGAGCGAGGGGGGGCAGGGGGAGGGCGGAGGCGGAAGCGGAAACCUGGUGCCCGUGAUCGUGCCGUGCCGCGCCCAUACUGCUGCUUCCGCCUCUUCCGCUUCUUCCUCCUCCUCCGCGUCGUCCGCCGCUUCGCUGCAACUACAGCUCGUGAUGCUGCCCUUCGUGCUGCCCCUAUCUAAGCGCGAGCAGCGCCAACCGCAGCAGCAGCUCUCUCACACAAACAUCCGCGCUCAACCAGCCAAAAGCGGCCACGUGUUCCCGUCGCAGCCGCGUGACGUGGCGCGCUGGCUCGUUCACAUGGCAUGCGUCGACGCCUCGUUGCGCCACAUGGCAGCUGCUGACGUGGACCGCGUACUCUGGGCGCUGGAGCGGGGCCUCGUCCACGUGACAGGCUCGGUCGCGAACCGCUCAGGCUCGACAACAGCCUCAGCAGCAGGCUCGGCAGGGAGGCUCGGAGAGCGAGAGAGGCUGCUGAGGAUGCAGCAGCAGGUAACGGCUCUUGUAACUCUGGUGCUGGAGCCGCAAAUUCCGGCGUCCUUGGCGCCUGCUGCUGCGGGUGGUGCUACGGGUGGUGGCGGUCGGAAGGCAAUAGAAGUGGCAAGCCUUGAAAGUAGCAAUUCUGUGAGCAAUGCUUCGUCUGCUCAGGCUGCUGCCGAUGCUGUUGCCCCCGUCGCUGCUGCAGACGCCGCUGCCACCGCCGCUGCGGUGGUGCUUGUGCCGGCCGAAAGUGACUGUAAUGGCGGUUCAGAAGCAGCCGGGAAGGAGGAGGAAACACACUGUGACGCGCAAUUUGGCAUGCCGGCGGCGCUGCUGCCGUCCAAGCUCGCUGCCUUCGCUGAUAUCGGGCUGCCGGCUGCCUCUCUUGCUGCCGGCGCGUUUGGUGAUAUUGGCCUCCCGGCCGCCUCCGCUGCUGCGAGUGAGGAGGCGGAGAGUGAGGAGUGGCAUGACGCGGAGGAAGAGGGGGAGCAGGCGGAAGAAGAGGGGGGAGAGCAGAGGGGGAUCAUGGUGGGAGAAGCGGAGGGGGAACGGGGGGUGCAGGCGGAAGGGGAAGAGCAGGGGAAGAAUGAGGAAGAGGCGACAGUGGAGAGCAAGAGUGGUAAUGAUGAGGCGCGGUCCAACGCGGUGCAAGGCGAUGCUGGCGCUCAGAAAUCCCUCGUGUGCGUUCCAGAAGAGGAAGACGUUGCAGAAGAGGAGGAGGAGCGAGGAGAGGGAGGCGAGGCGGCGAGAGAGGAGGAGAGAGAGAAGGUGAGAAAAGAGGGAGUGAAGGCGGAAAAGGUGGAGGAGAGAAAGGAUGAGAAGGUGGGAGAGGAGGGGGAGAGGAGGGAGGAAGAGAAGAGGAUUGAAGAGGAGGGAGGGGGCGAGCAAGAAGAGGUGCUUCCGGCGCAACUGGCGGCGCUGAUGCCGGCGGAAGGGACGUGCGACCGAAGCAGCGGGCAGACAGGCGGAGGCGGAGACGCAGGCGGAGCUGCAUCGGUGAGUUGUGCGCAGGCAGGCGGCGGAAAGACUAUGGCCGCGCAGAUAGAGGGGGAGGUUGCGGAGGAGAAGCGGGGAGGGGGGAAGGUGGCGGAAGAUGAAAGCGGAGAGGGGGUAAAGCGCGGAGGGGCGCGCAAGUGGAUGGACGUGGGGGACAUGGUUGCGCUGUGCGAGAGUAUGCUGCAGGGGGAGGGCGGAGUGGGGGAGAAUGGGGAGGGGGAGGGAGAGGCGGAGAACGGGAAGAAGUGGCAGGUUUGCGGUGGUGAGGCGGAAUCAAAGAGAGGUGGUAAGGCUGAUAAAGAGAGCGGCGGAGACAGCGGGAGUGGGAGCGGGGGUUGCAGUGACCAAGGGUCGGAAGGCAGUGUGACUGCAGAGGGGGCGGACUCUCUGCCUGUGCUGCUCGCCUGCGCCUCCCCGCCCAUGUCUCCGCGCGCACGGCCCGCCGUCCAAUCGUCCUCCGCCACGUCAUCACCUGCCUUCCGCGCGCAGCUGCCGUCAGCGGCGCUGGAGUGGCACGGAAAGACCGCCGCAUCUUCCGCGUAUGCUUCCCCCAAGGCUGCGCCCGCAUCACUCUCCGCGCUCGCAUCACCCAAAGCCGCGCCUGCUGCUUUCACGUCCCCGGCACUGCGCGCUGCUGCCGCCGCCAGAGCCGCCGCCGCCGCCGCCACUGCAGCCGUCGCCCGCAGCAAGGAUGGGCGCGCGGCGGGUGUAGGGGGCGGGGAGGGCAACACUCACAUGCCAUCCUCAUCGUCAGCGGUGCACUCGCCGCUGCUGUCGCGAAUGCAGCAGCGCGUGAAAGGGGAGGGAGCCACGCAGGGCUCCUCGGAUGCCGCCAGGAUGCGCGCCGCGGAACUUCCGCCGCCGCUAGACCUCAGCUGGCCGCAUGACGUCACCACUCCUGCUACUGCUACUGCUGGUGCUUCUGCCGGUGCUGGUGCAUCAGGGAAUGGGGAUGCGGGGUUGAGAACGAGUGGCGGAUGGCAGCGGCAGGGGGAGUCGACGGCGGCGAAGGCGGCGGUGGUGCGCGCGGAGGCGGCUGCGGCGGCGGUGACGGCGCUGGUGGCGCGGAUCGCGCAGGAGCAGGAGCUCAUGCGGCGAUCCGUGGAGAAAGAGGAGGAGCGGGCGCGGGAGAGGGAGGAGGAGAGGGAGAGGGAGAGGGAGAGGGAGAGGGAGAGGGAGAGAGAGAAGGAGAGGGAAGAAGAGAGGGAAGAGAGGGUGCAGGAGAGGAGGAAGGAGGAGGAGAAGGCAAGAAGGAGUGUGAAAUCGAGGGAAGGUGGGAAGGAGACAGGGAGAGCGAAGGGGAGAGAGGGCGCAGGCGGAAGGGUGUUUGGGAAGAAGGCGGGGGCAGGGGGGCAUGGGGCGGGGAUCGGCGGGACUGCUGCAUCGUUUGACUUCUCCCUGGUAUUUGGGGGGAGGGACGGCGGGCGGGGGAAGGGGGAGAAGGGGGAGAGGCGGGAAGCGGAGGCGGAAGGGAAGGGGGAGAGGGAGAAGGGGCAAGUGUCUCGGUCUGUGGAUUGGGCAGAGAUUGGGAGGAUUGAGAGGGGAGAGGUGGUUGUGGGGAGUGAAGGGAGUGAGAGCGUGGAGUGGGAGGAGGCUGGGGAGGGGAGCGAGAGCAUUGGAGUGUUGGUUUUCGAAGAGGGAGGGUCGGCGGAGGAAGUAGAGGCGAAAGGCAAGGAGCAGGAGCAGGAGGAGAAGGAAGCGAGGGAGAGGGAGGAGAGGGAGAAGGAGGAGAGACUCGCAGCGGUGGCAGCGGCUGCAAGAGCAGCUGCUGAGGCGGCAGCAAAGGCUGCCGUUGCAGGCAGCACUGGUGGCAGUGCAGCAGAGCUAAUGGAGGGAUGGGCGGAGGUGGAGGAGGAGGAGGCUGAUGAGAGUUCCACGUGCCAGUCGUGCACACAGUCGUCAUCGCACUCAUCGGAGGACAGAGUGACAAACCUGGCUGCCAGCGUGGCAGUAGCAGCAACACCAGGAGUCAACGCUGCCACUGGCAACAGCAGCAGCACUGGCAAGGCCAAGGCGAAAGAGCAGAAGAGUCAGAAGAGCGAGCAGACUGGCACACCCGGCGCCAAGCCUGAAGGGGUGAAGCUCACCAGGUCCGGUAGCGGCAGCAGGUCCGGCAACUGCAGCAGGUCCGGAAGCAAGGCCACCAGCGGUGGCAGCAGGUCCGGCAGCGGUUCGGCAGGCUCAGCACGGGCCGGUGCUGCGAGUGGGAGCAAGAGCAAGAGCAAGAGCAGAGGCACCACUAACAGCACCAGCAGCACCGGCAAAAGCAGCAGUGGGAAGACUACCAACGGCAAGGGAAGCAGCGUCAAGAGCAGCAAGGCAGCCAAGCCGGCGGGGCCAGGGACGAAGGGAGGCAAGGCCAGCGCGCCUCUAGCGCCUGUACUGGACCCUGUCACGCAGAGCCUAGUGGAACCUGUCAUUCAGGCGGUGGGGGUUGAUGAGGGGGAAGAGGGUGAUGUUGCCGCAGCAGCAGCAGCAGCAGCAGCAGCAGGCACAAAGGCGGCAGGAGCAGGGCUAGGAGUGGCAGACGCAGCAGCAGAGCAGUUUGGCAUGCCGGUGGCCCUGCUGCCCGCAGGCAGCACAGAGAAAGCGUCACAGGACGAAGUGAAGGUGGUGGUGCAAGGGGCAAGCCAACAGCAGCAAGGUAAGGUGGAGAGUGCGGGAGCAGAGAAGGAGGUCCCAAAUGGCGUAUCAUUGUCCGCUGCUGGUAAAUCCGUCUCCCUCCCUGUGUUGCGCAACCCUCUUGCAUUCACUGCCACCACUGCUGCCACUGGAGCAGUGGCAGCAGUGGCCGCAGCAGCAGCGACCGCUCCCAAGGUCCGCAAGGGGGCUCUCAAGAAACCAGGGAGUCCCUCCCGCUUUGCUCUGCGUCACAGUGAGCAGAAACCACAGCAGCUGCAGGGCCAGCAGGGGCAGCAGCAGCAGCAGCAGCAGGAGCAGGAGGCAGAGGGGAAGAGGCAGAUCCCACGCGUGUCCUUCGCAGCGGUGGCGCUGCUGCUGGUACCAGGCGUGGGAGUGGAGCAGGUGGCAGUGCGCAUGCACACCGACGACCACCGCGCCCCCCUCAUCAGCCGCAGCGGCGUGCCUGCCCGCUCCACCUCCCCUGGCAGAGGCUCGCCCUCCCCCAGUAAAACCCACCCUUCCGCUUCCUCCACCUCCACCACCUCCUCCUCCCCUUCACCUGGUAGAGGCUCUGCUUCUGCUGCUUUCUCGGGCUUCUCCCCUUCCCCCGCGUCUGUCAAGAGCGGGAUGAUUUCGCCCAGGGGGUUGAUUUCGGGCAGGGCAGGGGCAGGCAUGGUGUCUCCAGGGAGGAAGAAUGUUGCGUCUCCGGGCAGGGAGCUUUUGUCUCCAGGCAGGAACAGCAGGGGCGGGAGUCGGGAAGCUGGUGGUGGUGGUUGGAGCGACCAUGAGCCAGAGAGCUGCGAUGAAGCAGCCCCCAGGGAGCACAGGGCGCCCACCCCGGCACGGCCCCGCCGCUCCAUCUCCCAGACCUCCCUCUCUUCAGACGCCCCACUCAUGCGCUCCGCCUCUACCCCCGCCCCUGCUGCGGCUGCCUCCUCUGCUGCCGCCUCUGCUGUUCCCACUGCUGCCUCUGCUGCCACCUCACCUGCAGCAGCGUGCACGCCGUGUGUCACCACAGCCUCGUCCAUGCGCCAUCGCAUGAAGGACUAUGACCAGUCGCGCAUCGACCGCCUCAGAGACGGUGUGCCCCUUGUGCGAGACGGUGUGCCCCUGGCGGCACGUGAUUCUCCGCAGGCUGGCCUGCCCCUUGUGCGUGACUCCUCUCUGCCUCUGCCUCUCGUCCGUGACUCUUCCCUCCCGGCUCGCCUCUCGCACCACCAGCCAACCCACCAGCAGCUACAGCAGCAGCAGGAGGGGGCAGGAGGUAACCACCAGAUGCCAGCGCCUAUUCCUGAGGACGAGGAAGUUCUCCCCCUGCGAUCCCGCCGCAGCUCCAAGUCCCCCUCGCACACCUCCUCUCACCUCACAGCACAGGCAGGUGCCACUCCCCGCCACCCCCGCGCCGCUGCUCCCUCUGCCAAGGCCUCCCCGGCCCAGAGCAGCAGCAAGGGAUCCCCUGCUCUCCCCUCCGUUUCAUCUGCCAGACUCUCCUACUCGACCCCGCCGUCACCCGCACGUUUCGGCCUCGUCCCUCCGUCACCGACCCACUCCCUCGUCUCCUCCACGUUCGCUCGAAUCCCCGCCUCUCCUGGCCGGGAUCUGUUUGGGGGAUCAGCUUUCAGCAAGGAGCGAAAGGUGGAUCAUGGCGCAGUAGAGGGCGUGGGAAAGCUGUCAAAGGUGCCUGAGGAUCCGGGAGAGAAGGCAGGAGGGGAGAAGGUGAAGGACUUGAAGCACAAGUGGAGGUUUCCCAGCAUGCUGCUCCGAGUGGGCGGCGGGAAAUCGUGA